Callorhinus ursinus (northern fur seal) is the source of this 1105-nucleotide messenger RNA. RefSeq names its product proline rich 9 (gene PRR9). The record is from RefSeq and is a predicted model, not a curated record. Lineage: Eukaryota; Metazoa; Chordata; Mammalia; Carnivora; Otariidae.
UUACCCACCCUAGGAUGUCCUUUAAUGAUCAGCAGUGCAAGCAGCCAUGUGUGCCUCCUCCAUGUCUUCAAAAGGCCCAAGAGCAGUGCCAGGCAAAGGCUGAGGAGGUGUGCCUCCCCCCAUGCCAGGACCCCUGCCAAGAGAAGUGCCCAGUGCAAGUUCAGGAGGUAUGUCUUCCUCAGUGCCAGGAGUUGAGCCAAGAGAGUUGCCCACAGCAAGGCCAAGACCAAUGCCCACCUCAGUGUGUGGAGUCAUGUCAGGAGCUAUCUCAGACAAAAUGUGUGGAAGUUUGUCCACAAAAAGUCCAGGAGAAGUGCUUACCCCCUGGCAAGGGAAAGUAGCAUCUCAUAAUGUCAUCUGGGGUCAAGAAGAAGAUGGCCAACAGAUGAAAACCUAACCCAAGCCCGUGCUAUGGUAACAUUCACCUGUGGGUACCUCUGUGUGCACCUGUUCUUGCUUCCUGGCUUCUUCAGUAUUCCAGGACUGGGUCUGUUGUCUCUGAAGGCAUUUCUCUCUGUGUUUCAUCAAUCUCUGUGAAUAAUUAUUGUUCUCAGCAGUCUAGUAGAAGGUUUCAACUGUAAGAAUAGUGCAGUUGUUCAGCUCCCAUGGGGCACGAACUCAUCCAGCCCUGAGUGUAUAACAGCCAAGGAUGCUUCCAUUCAUCAUUCAGAGCUUCAGCCUCUCACUCGAACCUCAAAACAUGCUGACUUUUGAUGGACAUUGCUCUGAUCACCACCACCACCACCAUGGAUACCGAGAAGAAGUUGGUGGUGUUAUGGAAAUAAAAAAUUGGGUUGCUUUGUCUAUGCAUCCUAAACAGGAACAGCAAAUGAUUGGAUAUUGGAAUGUUAGUUGUGCUUUUAGAAAAAUGAAACAAAAGUAUAUAAAUGAUUGAAUCCAAACAGCCAAUAAGGACAAAUGAGAUGGGAUGUCUGGGGUCCUGGUUGAUCUUUGUGCUUGAUGGCUGGUCUGCUUGGGCCCUAUAAUUUCACAUACAUUCUUUAGAGACGUGAUUUAUGUCUGUGGGGUGCAGGCUAGUCUGCUCUCCAGCUUCAUUGCUUUCUUCUCCCUGGUGAAGGUAAAUACAGAAUAAAGCUGAUUCCAA